This is a messenger RNA of Geosmithia morbida, 1422 nucleotides long. RefSeq lists its product as uncharacterized. The coding region runs from base 1 to 1422 and encodes 473 amino acids. The transcript is spliced from 5 exons. Lineage: Eukaryota; Fungi; Ascomycota; Sordariomycetes; Hypocreales; Bionectriaceae. The record is from RefSeq and is a predicted model, not a curated record.
AUGGUGCUUCGUUCCGUUACGGUCUCCUCAUUCAACUAUCCGGCCCGCGCAGACGCCAGCCUCCUCACCCCCGUCUCCACGGAGAAUUCCCCCCCGAUGCACCCCAACCACAAAUUCUCCGAGGGCUACGCGCCGCACGGCGUCCCGCCGCCGCCGCCCCACCAGCAGCAGCCCGACGAGCCGUCGCCGGUGCCGUCGAGGACGAUGUAUCCCUGGUACCCCCUCGACAUGAACGGCCAGUCGAGCCAGGAGGGCUCCCCCGUCGCGCCCGGCCACCAGACGCCCGUCUCGCAGCAGGAGUUCCUGACGCCGUCCUACCUCGGCGGUCCCCAGACCCAUCAGCACAGGCGGCUCACCCCCGGACCCCCCGAUAACGUCUAUACCGGAAGCUACGGUGUCUCGGACGCAACUGACCAGCAGCAGCAGCAGCAGCAGCAUCACCAUCAUCAUAAUCACGACCAUCACCAACACCACAGUCUCCAGGCCUCGAACCACCACCACCAUCACCCAGACGCCCAGAGCCAGCACCACAACUACUACAUGCACGUCCCUGACCAGCCGCUGCCGCCUCCGCCGCCGCUCAUACCCCGUGAAGGAUCGAGCCUCGCGGCCGCGGCUGCGGUCCCCGCGGCCGCCAGCCCGUCGCCUGAGAUGCCGCGGUCCAGCAACCGGCGCAAAUCCGCUGCUGUGGCCGGACAGGCGGCAGGCUCGGGAUCGCGCCAGUCCCGCAAAGCCAGGAGCGGCGGCAGCGGCGGCGGCGGCGGCGGCGGCAGCCACGCGGCGAACCAGUACCCGCUCGAGGAGCACCAGAACUGCCACGGUCAGGAGGUGCCUCCCCGUCUGAAGCCGAACUGCCCACCCGAGGAGAGGUGCAUCUUCGAGGCCAGAUGGGAGAACCGUCGGAAGAAGGGCCACGACAUGUGGGAGUCUAUCCAGGCUGCCUUUGAGCAGAAGUUUGAGCAGAAGUUCAACAAGGAGAUGCUGCAGAUGAGGUUCACGAGGGCUCGUGCCAAGUACUACGACUGGCUUCCCGAGGAUGACGAGCUUCUCCGCGAAGCCUUUUUGGAGAUGGAAAAGGAGCGCUACGAAAACUUGCUAGACAGGUUCUACGAGAAGGGCGGUUCGCGAAACAUGCAGCUCAGCGCCUCCGACAUCGAGAUCAAGUUGGCCACCGACCUCAAGCUGGAGGAGGGUUUCUACAUCGAGACGCAGUACCCGGACCUACACGUCCGACGACGUCAGAAGAAGACGAGCGCGAGGAGACGGCAGCAGGCCGCCGCCACCGGCGGUACGACCUCGGCGGCAGCAGCCGUGCGCGGCAUCGAGGAAGGCGUUGAUGGUAAUGCUGCUGGCGCUGCCGGCGGGAAUGACGACAUUGUCAGCGUUGGAUCGCAUAAUACGGCCAACGAAGAUGAAUCUUGA